Molecule: messenger RNA, 1809 nt
Organism: Lolium perenne
Lineage: Eukaryota; Viridiplantae; Streptophyta; Magnoliopsida; Poales; Poaceae
Product: protein NRT1/ PTR FAMILY 8.3-like
Biological process (GO): transmembrane transport
Cellular component (GO): membrane
Molecular function (GO): transmembrane transporter activity
Source: RefSeq, a predicted model, not a curated record
GAGGCCAACCACGAGAUUAGUGUAGAGUAAUCUUCACCCACUGCACCAGCAUCGGACAAGGGAAAGGCGAGCACUCCCAAGCUCUCGCCAUGGCCUCCGCCAGCGAGCACACGGUGGCGCUUCUCGCCGAGGGACAAGAGGAAUACACCACCGACGGGUCCCUUGAUUUUAAUGGGAACCCGGCGCUGAAGCAUCGCACGGGUGGAUGGCGAGCAUGCCGCUCAGUUCUCGCUACGGAAUUCUGCUACUGCCUGGCGUACAACGCCAUUUCUUCCAACCUCGUCACCUACCUCACCGGCGUCCUGGGACAGAGCAACGUCGCCGCCGCCAGGAACGUGUCCACCUGGCAGGCCACGUGCUUCCUCAUGCCCAUCGCCGGCGCCGUCGUCGCCGACUCCUACUGGGGAAGGUACCGCACCAUGGUCGUCUCCUGCUCCGUCGGCGUCGCGGGCAUGAUCAUGACAGCGCUGUCGGCGUACCUGCCACUCCUCGUCAAGAACGACGCUUCGUUCACCUCGUCCAACGUGGUGUCGGCUCAGGAGUCUGUCCUGUUUCUCGGCCUCUACAUGAUCGCCGUCGGGCUAGGCGGCCUCCGCCCUUGCCUCAUGUCCUUCGGCGCCGACCAGUUCGACGACGGCGACCCGUCGGAGCGCGUGCACAAGGGCUCCUUCUUCAACUGGUACGUGUUCAACAUGAACUGCGCGUCGCUCAUAUCCAGCACCGGCAUCGUGUGGGUGCAGGACCACUACGGCUGGCCGCUGGGCCUGACCAUCCCGGUGGCGGUUCUGGCCGUCGGGCUCUUCUUCCUGGUUGCGGCGUCACGGGCGUACAGGUUCCAGCGAACCCGCGGUAGCCCACUCACCAGAGUCUGCCAGGUUGUUGUCGCCGCCGUCAGGAACUUUGCUGUUGAUCCGCCAGCCGACAGCUCUCUCCUGUACCAGAUGCCCGAAGACGACGGUGCUAUGAAAGGAGCUCAGAGGAUCGAUCACACCGCUGAUCUCCGAUUCUUUGACAAAGCGGCCACUGUGGCGGUUUCGGACAAGGAGGCGGCUGCGCUGGCGCCGUCCAGCCCGUGGAGGCUGUGCGCCGUGACGCAGGUGGAGGAGCUCAAGAUUCUCGCGCGGAUGCUGCCGCUCUGGGUGACCAUCGUGUUCUUCUACGCCGUGUCGGCGCAGGUUUCGUCGACGUUCGUGGAGCAGGGCAUGGCGAUGGACACCGCCGUCGGCUCCGUGCGCGUCCCGCCCGCAUCCAUGUCCACCUUCGACAUGCUCACAAUCGUCCUACUGGUCCCACUCUACGACCGGGCGUUCGUGCCGGCGGCCAGGCGGCUGACCGGGAGGGAGAAGGGCCUCUCGGAUCUGCAGAGGAUCGGCGCUGGCCUCGCCAUGCCCGUGCUUGUGAUGGCCGCCGCGGCGACCGUCGAGACGGUGCGCCUACGCGCGUUUCCGGGGAAGAUCAGUGAGCUAUGGCAGGCACCCCAGUACGCGCUGGUGGGUGUCGGCGAGGUGCUCACCACCAUCGGGCAGCUCGACUUCUUCUACAACCAGGCGCCACCGGCUAUGAAGACCGUGUGCACGGCGCUCGGGUUCCUUGCGAUAGCGGCGGGCAACUACCUCAGCUCGUUCAUACUGACGGCGGUGCAGUGGGCGACGACUACCGGCGGCCGCCCCGGGUGGAUCCCCGAUGACCUGAACGAGGGGCAUCUCGAUCGCUUCUUCUGGAUGAUAGCCGGACUGGGCUGCCUGAAUCUGAUGGCGUAUGUGAGCUGCGCCGUGAGGUACAAAUACAGAAAGGCUUGCUGAUUUUUCA